Molecule: messenger RNA, 3052 nt
Organism: Pogona vitticeps (central bearded dragon)
Lineage: Eukaryota; Metazoa; Chordata; Lepidosauria; Squamata; Agamidae
Source: RefSeq, a predicted model, not a curated record
AUUUUUUUUUAAGAGACCCUCAUGAGGGAAGCAAGAAGCAACCUUCAUAUGACCUACUGUCAGCAUGCUGCUUUACUAAAUUGCCAUCCUCCUCCUUUUGAAAUCAAAUGUCACGUCGACUCAAGGACGGUGGUAGAAGCAGGUGGGGAGCUGCAGCGUGCUGAUCCCGUUAAAUGUACCCUUAAGGCUGGAAGAAAGCCUAAAACCAAAUCACACCUGGCCAAGAAGCAUCCUCUGUCAAAGCCCCAAGUACCUCCUAAACCUGUUCAUCUCCAACCUGCUGGGCAAGAGAAGAUACCCCCAGCGCCAUCAAGGCCUUUACCAGCAGAUCCCAAGUCUUCAAGAAGUCUAGUGCCUGAAGAAGUAAUACAGACCUCAGCAGACAUUAGCAAACUCAUUGAAAAAUUUGAAAGUAUUAGACGGCCAAUCCAUGUUGUUCAAAGAAACCAGAUUAACAUAGCUUUUAAGAUGGAACCUGAAACAGACUCUUCUAAACAGGGCUGCCCCAGCGUCUCUGAUGUUGCAGGAUCCAGCGCUUCUUCGACAAACGGAAACAAAGAGUUAGAUGAGACUGAGACUGACAUCAUGUGUAGCACUGAACUGUCUAGUGCGGACAUAAUGAAAAUUAAGGAACUAAAUAUAGAUGAUACCACAAGCACAGAGGACUGUACUGCUAUGAACGUCAGCAGAGCACCUACGGAAGAGCUCAGCCAUAAGGACCCCUCUGUGGAACUGAACGGAAAUGGAAAAAUUCCCAAUAGGGACAGUGGAAUUGAUAGCCCUUCUUGCAGUGUGGCAGGAGAGACGUUUCUAAAUGAAGAUGGUGAACAGAAAAAAGCAGCAGUGACUGGGAAUCCAACAGCGGAGAUGGAAACAGACAAAAAGGGGGUCAGGCUUUCUGCCAGAGAGCAGAAAAGAGACUCUGCUCAGGAUGAGGAUAGUGAUAUAGACGAAGGAAGCAGUGAAGAACAAGAAGCAGCCGAGGCACUAAAGCUGGAAUCUGUAGAUGUUAGCAAGUGUUCAGAGCCACAAAAGCUGUUUAACAUUGCAAAUGAACUUCUACAUACAGAAGAAGCAUACGUUGGAAGGCUUCAUCUUCUAGAUCAAGUGUUUUGCACCAGAUUGAAUGAGGCGGGGAUUCCAUCUGAAGUGAUAACAGGAAUAUUUUCAAACAUUUCUUCCAUUUAUCGCUUCCAUGAACAGUUUCUCCUGCCUGAGCUCAAGACAAGGAUUAUGGAAGAGUGGAAUACAAAUCCAAGGCUAGGGGAUAUCCUUCAGAAACUUGCUCCAUUUCUAAAGAUGUAUGGAGAAUAUGUAAAGAAUUUUGACAGAGCAAUGGAUUUGGUGAACACAUGGAUGCAGAGGUCAUCUCCUUUUAAGGAUAUCAUUCAGAAUGUACAGAAACAAGAAAUAUGUGGGAAUCUGACAUUACAGCAUCACAUGCUGGAACCUGUGCAGAGAAUUCCACGCUAUGAACUUCUCCUGAAGGAUUAUCUUAAAAAACUUCCUGGAGAGUCUCCAGACAGGAAAGAUGCUGAAAAAUCACUGGAGCUCAUUUCCACAGCAGCAAACCAUUCAAAUGCAGCCAUCCGAAAGAUGGAAAAAAUGCACAAGCUGUUAGAAGUGUAUGAGCGGCUUGGGGGAGAAGAGGAUAUUGUUAAUCCAGCCAAUGAGUUGAUUAAAGAGGGGCACAUUCAGAAGCUAUCAGCAAAGAAUGGCACAGCUCAAGAUAGGUAUCUAUUUCUGUUUAACAGCAUGGUAUUGUACUGUGUGCCAAAACUGAGACUGAUAGGGCAGAAAUUCAGUGUUCGAGAGAAAAUCGAUAUUGCAGGAUUACAGGUCCAGGAAAUUGUCAAGCAAAAUGUGGCCCAUACAUUCUCAAUAACAGGAAAAAAGAGAUCCUUGGAACUGCAAGCUAGGACAGAAGAAGAGAAGAAAGAGUGGAUUCAGGUCAUUCAAGCAACAAUUGAAAAACAUAAACAGAACAGUGAAACAUUUAGGGCUUUUAAUACUUCUUUCUCUCAAGAAGAUGAACAUCUCCCAGACUCAUCAAUAGCAAGCACCAGUUCUGUGGAAUCUAUGCCAGGGACAGAUGGGAUCAGUACAUCUGGAGGGCCCGAGUGUUGCAGAAAGUCUUCCAAAUCAAAGAGAGAAAAGGAGAAGCAAGCUUGCAAAAGUUGCAGUGAAAGUUUUAACUCUAUUACAAAAAGAAAGCAUCAUUGCAAGCAAUGUGGAGCAGUUAUCUGUGCAAAAUGCUCUGAAUUUAAAACACUUGCUGAUAACAGCCGCCAGAACCGAGUGUGUAAAGACUGUUUUCAUCUGCUGUCAGCAACGCUUGGCAAUGAAGGUUCAGGAGAACAAAAGAAGAAGUUCACCACUGAGAAACAAAGCAUUUGUGGAGAAGAAAACAGUAUUUUCAGCAGCUACCUCUUAUUCCAAGAGAAAGGAAAAACUUGGUGUAAAGUAUGGGUCACCAUUCCAAAAACUGAACCUCUUGUCUUAUAUCUACAAGGAGGAAAUCAGGAUGGACGGAUUCCACGCAGCAUACCCUUACCAGGCUAUGAAGUUGACUUGCCACAAUCGGGUGAGAAGUUUGAAACAAAAUAUGUUUUCAAACUCUGCCAGUCGCAGCAGACUGUGUACUUCAGUGCUGAGGAUGAAGAGUUGCAAACAAAAUGGAUGGAAGUUCUCGCCAAAGCAGCUAAAGGAGAGGUUCACAAUGUGAGCGAAGAAGCCACUAAUCCCUAACGUCUUUUCAUGUUGUCCAAACUAUUCCAGGAAGGGGAAAAAUCAUCUGAACUUGGUAGUCAUGGCACUUUGGAAAUCUCCAUGGCUUUCUACUUCUGUGUGUCCAUGUAGGAAUCUCAGUGGUUUCUAUUUGACUCUCUCUUUUGAUUCUACAUUCAUAAUGUGCAGUACUGAUUAUCCAGGUUAUAUCAUGUUCGAUGGAAUAAGUAGGUGUUGUUAAUGGUGUUUAUGUUGAUAUUAAUGGCAAAGGUGAAAAAAAGAGGAGGAGAAAGCAUUAAUUUAAUCACAGGUAAUUAGAAAACCA